Messenger RNA from Phytophthora infestans T30-4, 1535 nucleotides. RefSeq lists its product as uncharacterized. NCBI's taxonomy places the organism in Eukaryota, Oomycota, Peronosporomycetes, Peronosporales, Peronosporaceae. The transcript has a single exon. Bases 25 to 1449 code for a protein of 474 amino acids. The record is from RefSeq and is a predicted model, not a curated record.
CAAGUUGCAGCAGCCCAUACAAACAUGGAGUAUCGUGUGCGCAAGCGUGACGUGAAUGGCGCCGGCCGUCUGCCGCACUCGCUGGAGGAGGUUCUACCUGACGUGGUGGUGCGGCGCUUCCUGCUGCGUGCUGGCUUCCGCUCAAGUUCAGACCGCGCCGCUGCCGAGGUGCGGCGCCACGUGAGCGACUUCUUCCGUCGUAUUGUAGGCUGCAUGGUGGUAAUGAUGCAGCACGACGGGCGCCGCAACUUCCGCCUUAUCGACGUCAAACGUGCGUGCGAACACUUCGGUAUCCGCAUGUACGGCUACGACGACAUGUGCCUGCUGGCGGCCGGACGCGUGUGCGGACCCGAGUCCAUCCAUGUGACUGAAUUAGUAGAAUGCAACUCGAUCUUCAGUCGCCCCGUUGAAACGUCGGAUGAGCCUGACACGGAACCUGGUGCGCGCUACAAGAAGACAGACUUUGUGGCCAAUUACACGGCGUGGAGAGAAGAGAUGGGAGACUUGGACGACCAAGUAAGCGAAGCUAUUAGUGAGUGGUCAUACUCCGACAGUGGCACUGAGACUGGAGAAGACCAAGACAUGGACACCGACAUUUCACAGCCAUGGCAGCCUGAUGAGGAGAAGUUCAUGGCGUCACUGCAGAAUGCACAGGAGCUGGUAGACGAAAAGCUACUGCAACCGGAAGACGACGGAGAGAAUCAGCCAGGUCAGGGCUACUGUUCCGACUACGAUGACAGCUAUGAGCCUGAAUACUUGAAGGGACAGAGAACUCGUGAGGAGGACGAAGAUGCACAGUGGAAUACGGUUGGAGAACUUCAUGUGCUGCAGAACGACGAGGACAGCGACCCUGCUGAGCUGCAGGAUUUUGGAGAAAGUCCCAACCUCUACGUCAUCUCACGUCAAGAGUUCUUGCGAGUUUUCCGUACGCUACUUAGUCUCACGCUUCACAUGAGCGAGCUGCAGAUCAGCUCAGUUGCUCUAAGCGCCCUGCACAAUGCUACAGAGCAGUGUCUACAUCGCUCCCUCACUGAAGGUUCGCUGCACUACCAGCUCGCAGCAAUUCUGAAGGAACAAGAGCAUAAUAACUCGACGAACCAGCUGGAAUUGGAACUUCAGAUGCAGCGCGAGAAGGUAAAUGAGCUGUGUGAGACCAUUGCUGCUAACAAGGCAGCGUUCAAGGCUAAGGAGUUAGCGAUGCAGCAACAGAUCGAGCAACUCAAGAAGCAGCUACUGGGUCGACAAGACGUGCAAAUGGAGACUUCUCCUUUGCUUAAGAAGAAGAAGAAGUCGCCUGGAAAGAGGAAAGCCACCACCAGUAAGAAAACUCAUACUGUGCGGAAGGGUCUAUCCAAAUCCUCAAAUGGUUCUACGUCCGUCGUAGGUGCACUGCGCUCGCGGGGUCAGAACCAGUCGGGAACGAAGAAGGCCAAGGCCACUCUUGUUUGAUACAGGUGAUACAUUCUCGGGGUGCGAUGUGCUCAUCAGAGGAUUCUCAUUCUUGCUCGACCAGUCUCUUCUUUUGCGUGUUUAGG